Molecule: messenger RNA, 423 nt
Organism: Penicillium daleae
Lineage: Eukaryota; Fungi; Ascomycota; Eurotiomycetes; Eurotiales; Aspergillaceae
Exons: 1
Coding region: 1-423 (140 amino acids)
Source: RefSeq, a predicted model, not a curated record
AUGCUCACCUCUGACAUUGAGAACGAGCAGCAUCGCCGAGUAUUAUUGCAACGGCUAGAGAAAUUCAACACAGACAUUUGGGUCCUCGCAGAGGAGAAGCCCCAACCUACCGACACCGACUACCUUCGGAGUUCCGAGUAUCUUGCAGAGGGAGCACAACUAUUCACUGAAGGCGCACAUUUAUUUACCGAGUUAGCAACUCUUUUUAAGGAACGCACCAUUCAAAAUACCGACCUCUAUACCGCUAUGUCAAGACUCACUAAGGCCGAGUUUGACCUCGAAUCUCUUCUUUACAGCGAGACUCGAGCCGGAAGACACGAUACGAGCCAGUGCAAGACCACAACGACCACGGCAACUGCUUGGAGAGAGAAAGUGGAGAUAGUGCUCAAAGCUCUCAUGACCAGUUUCUGGCACUCUCGGUAA